AUAACGAAACUUAUACAUCCGUAAAAACACCAGCGAACCCAUUCUUCGGUCACGUGACCCGGAUGUGAUCAGGUGACACGCUCAGCUGAUAUGUGGUGGAGUGACUUUUGUUGUCAAAUUAACACAAUAAUCAGAUGCUUGGUGUUUGUCACAGUCUUCGUCAGAUUCAGAUGGAUUUAUUCUUGACAUUCUAGCACAUGGGGGAUAAAUUAUGUUAAAUAAGUGGCAUAAAGUCAUUAAUGAACCAAGCAUACUAUUUAUGGAGCAUGUUUCAUACAAUUUGGUGUAACAAUAGCAAGAAAUAGAAUAGCAGUGGAGGGACAUGUCUGUAUUCAGACACAAAGGUCUUACGGACAGAGUCCGGAACAUUUCCGUUUUUCAUGGCCUGUCUGAAGGGGGCUUAGGUGUCUUUAAUCAGGAUAGGAGUUUCUAAAACUUUUAUAUCCACAAAAACAACAAUGAACUGUUCUAUAUUGGGUUUGGUAUAAAAGCAAGCCUUGAGCUGUCCUCAGAGUUCAACAAGCACUGAGAAAACAGCCAUAAGUUGAGUUUUAACUUGAAGUAAGAUCAUGCAAGGGAUCUAGAAGGUUUGUAGAGAAAAGGCAAAUCUAACAUUAAACUGUAGUAAACAAACAAAAGAAAACAUCUUAAGGGUCAGAGUUCAUGAGCCUCAGGGAAGAUGUUGCUCCUCCAUCCUCCUAGUCUUUGAGAAAUCUGGAUAAGCGGUGUUUGCUCUGCUUCUGUGUCUGCUGGUGUAAAUGACCUGGAUCUUGUGCAACAUGUCACUUGUGUAUCUGGAAUUCCAGGAAUUGUUCUUUAGGUUUUUUAGUAAGAGAUUUGCUGUAUUGGUUUCUGCUGAUCUGAGGUUACUUUGGCUCUUGAUCUGAAGGCUGCUUCAUUAACUAACCAGAUCAGAGAUCUCUGAGUGUUUUAAUGAGCUCUAACAGGUGUCAUGUUUUACAGUCAAGAGAUACUUAAAAUGACCUUAAAUGGCUUUUUGUUUUGAAUUAACAUGCUGCCUAUGCUAAUAAUCCAUCAAAUUAAGGAAAUUAAUGAGGAUAAAAGCUUUCAUUUAUCCUUUUGAUGAAAAUUAAGUUGUGCCUGCAAAUGGUAAGUUGACUCAUAACAAAUCUUUUUUAUUCAUUAUUUACUGCAAUGGUUAUUUUUGAACUCAACUGAUAAUGAUAAAUCUACAUGAAUUAUUAGUAACAAACGUAAUGUAAGGGUUUUUCACUUUUACUACUGGGUCAUUAAUGUUUGAUUCAUACAGAAAUUUAAGACCUUAAAUUUAUUUAUUUAUUUUCUGUGUUUGUGUCGAUUAUGUUCUCAUUUUGGUCUUUUUGUGGUUUACUGUGAUGUGUGAUUUGCUGCUAUGUUUUCAUAACUGAAUCACUCCCUGGAGAUGUUGUCUUUGUGAAGCCAAAGUGUGCUUGGAGGCGUGUGCUGCUGUCAGCCAUCCAAGCCCCCACCACACUCUUCCCCUCUCAUCUUCUCCCGUGGGACUCUUCCUCUCUAUGGGAGCGAUUGUUUUCAGAGAACCGGUGUCCUUUCUCACAAAAGAAGCUCCGCUGGAGGAGGGUCAUUCAUGCAGUGUCAAAUACCAGCCGAUGAGCCAGUUAGACAUCAACCAGGGGGACAUUAACCGUCCCCCAGGGGUCAGGAUUUAUUAAACUCCAUGAGUGGGGUCACUGAUUAGAAGUGCUAUAAUCUAAAGUAGCUUGUUGUUGUGGUCCAUUGUAAAUUUCUGCUUGUUUUCUACCCAUGAAGACAGCAAAUCAGUGUAACUCAAGUCUGAAGGAUCAACUGAUUUAUCUUUUAAGCAAUAUUUUGAACAAUUGAAAGUGUGAGCAUAUAAAGUUUUAUCUGCUUUUUUACAUUAUUUUAAAUCAAAGACACAAAAAGCUAGACGAUAAUAGUUUUUAAGACUGAAUUUAAGGAGCAAAUCACCCCCUACCAGAGUAGUACUCCACUCCCACUUCCUGUUUGAAAAAUGCAACAAAUGCUGUUGGCUAGCAGUCCGAGAGGGCGGAGCCGCUAACAAAUACACACACACACAGGCUCACGACGACAUUGUGACAUCAUAUGGUACCAGCUAACGUUCUAAGGUACCUCUUAGCCAAUAGCGAUGGCAGAUUUUAAUUCAAAUGCAGUGCAGAGUUUUUACCUGACAAUGGCACAACACUGACACUUUUAGAUAGAAAAUUUAAAUUUGAACUAAAAUGCACUAAAGUGCAAAACUGUUGACUACACGUGUCUGCAGCACAAUUAGGCAUGCAUUUAUGUAGUUUAUCAGAAAAAAAAGUUGAUUUGGGGGUGACUUGCUCUUUAAUUGGAAAAGUUAGACCAGAUGCUUCCAACUCACAUCAGAUGUAAUCAUGAGAUCCUGUUAUUCCAUCACAACAGAGUUUGAGUUGCAUCAUGAAAAAUAAAAACAGUAAAUUGUUUCAUGUAAAUUCUCAAUAAAAAAAAUAGCUACACUGCUUUUAAAUAUUUAUCAUCAUAACGCAAAAUAUCACUAUUUUUUAAUGUAUCCAUAUUUUUUAUAUCCCAUAGGCCGCAGUGAUCCUUCUGGAUUUUAACAAAGAGAACUGAACUUUUUCUUUAAUUUUGAAGAUGUUUGAAAGACUUGAGACAAUUCAAAAUAAAUGUGUGGAGUUUCAAGCCUAUCCUUAUGAUUUUAUGACUGUUUUAUUUAGUUUUGAUCUAUGUGAAGCACUUUGUCUAUGUCUGUUAUAAGUGCUGUAUAAAUAAAACUUACUUACUUGCUUUAACCGCUCCAUUAAUGUGAGCUGGAUCACAAACCUGUACCUGAAAGGUCCUCAGCUGUGAGUUAACUUGCAUUAAUGCUGACCUUGUUACAAUUUCACAAUUUGUUUACAUUGGAAAAAAGUGUCUGUGAGGUUUUUGUCCAUGUAUUGGAACACACACUGUCCGUGUGUGAAGAAGCAGAUCCAUAUAUUUCCUGUGCUGUCUUCAGAGCCCAUCUGUGAUUGGGCAGCAGUAGCUCAGGAGGUAGAACGGGUUGUCCAGUAAUCGGAAGGUUGCAGGAUAGAUCCUGGCUCCUACCAGGCAAUGCUGCAGUUGUGUUCUUGGGCAAGACACUUAAAGCAGCUUUCCGCAGUUUUCCCCUUUCAGAAAUUAUGUAUGAUUUGUCAGAAAUCCGUAAAAGUGAUUAUCUUAUCAUGUACUGUGAUAUAAUGUAAGCAGUACAUCUUUUUUUUUUUUUGCUAAGCACAUCCCCUGCCCCGCAGAGCUCCGUGCAAUAGGAAACUGAGUGCCGACCAGAACUAACCAUUAGCGUUAGACUACCGCUUACUUGCUUCAAAUUUAAGGAAUACCUUGGCUGAUGCAGAGUUGAUGAACUUUUCACUGACAAAUAUGGCUUACAUUUGCACCAGUAGCAAACCAGUCAGCCCAGUACCUGCAGGUCAGUCUGGAGGACAUCAACUGGUUGUCUGUUGUCUUCAUGGUAGUCGCUAUUCCUCUCAGCUUUCUCACCACCUGGAUGUUGGACACGUUAGGAUUACGGCCUACGCUCAUCCUGGGAUCCUGGCUGAAUAUGCUGGGAGCGCUACUGCGUUUCCUCGGUGCGUCCCGGUUUGAUGGCUCUCAUCAGAAGUUCUUGGUGGUGAUGUUGGGUCAGACGUUUGGUGCCAUCGCUCAGCCUCUCAUCAUCUUCACCCCGACCAAGCUGGCUGCCCUGUGGUUCCCUGAGGACCAGCGAGCUACAGCCAACAUGUUCUCCUCCAUGUCAAAUCCUCUGGGGAUCCUCCUCGCCAACCUCAUCUCUCCUGCAGUUGCCAAAACAUCAGCCCAAAUUCCGACGCUGAUGGUCUGGUAUACUGUCCCAGCAUUUGUUGUCUGUUUCCUGGCAUCAGCGGGAAUCUGGAGCAACAAACCCCCAACGCCACCAUCAGCCAGUGCAGAAACCUCUGGAUCAGAACCGUUCAUAAAGGGAAUCAAACUGUUACUGAGGAACAAAGCCUACCUCAUCCUGCUGGUGUGCUUCGGUUCUGGCAUUGCUGUGUUCACCUGCUUCACCACGUUGCUGGAGCAGAUUCUGUGUGUACAGGGAUACACCAAUGACUUUGCUGGCCUCUGCGGUGCUCUCUUCAUCGGGGUCGGGGUUUUUGGCUCUGCUGUGUUUGGUUUCUACGUGGACAAGUCAAAGAAGUUCAUGGAAGUCAUAAAGAUCAACAUCUCUAUGACAGCUCUGUGCUGCAUCACCUUCUCAGUGGUGUGUUUGCUGCCACAGCAGAAAGUCGCCAUCGCGGUCGUCUGCGCUCUCUUUGGCUUGUUUGGUUUCUCCAUCUACCCUGUGGCCAUGGAGCUUUCCGUGGAGUGUUCAUAUCCGGUCGGAGAAGCAACAUCGGCCGGACUCAUCUUUGUUUCAGGGCAGAUCCAGUCGGUUGUUUACAUCGUCAUACUUCAAGCUUUAACCAAGCAGCUGGCUGAUUCUCCUCUGUCCACCUGCGGAGACGUCAUCUACAGCUGGAAAAUACCGAUGAUGGUGAUGGCUGGACUGUGCACCGUCUUCACCUCCCUCUUCGUCAUGUUCUUCAACACUCGUUACAGACGUCUAGACGCUGAAGUGCAAGCGACGUACAAGCCAUACCAGAGAGAUGAAAGAGACAGCUCAGCUCCAUACAUGAAUAGAUGAAAUAACAAAACUUAUGGAUUUGAUUUCAUUAUUGACACUUCCUUGUUGUUUUUGGUCAUUUAAAUGACCACACUGUGAUUGUUUCAUGGUACUGGGUCCAACUUUUUUUUCUAUAAAUGGUGUCUUUAGCAAGAAAUGUCUUAUCAGGAUGUUUAAUUGCUACAAAUGUGUUUAUCCUUCCCACUGUCCUAAUGGGUGUGACCUGGUGAGGAAAGUUGACCAUUGAGCAGGGUUGAUGGUUUAUCCCAUGAGGUCCAUGUGGCAGGGGUGAGUAGUGGGCACCACCUCACCUAUAAACAGUAUAUAUAUAUAUAUA
Messenger RNA from Nothobranchius furzeri (turquoise killifish), 4976 nucleotides. It is a transcript of the gene slc49a3, whose product is annotated as solute carrier family 49 member 3. Gene Ontology annotation, cellular component: membrane. Gene Ontology annotation, molecular function: transmembrane transporter activity. Gene Ontology annotation, biological process: transmembrane transport. The record is from RefSeq and is a predicted model, not a curated record. Lineage: Eukaryota; Metazoa; Chordata; Actinopteri; Cyprinodontiformes; Nothobranchiidae.